This is a messenger RNA of Neopsephotus bourkii (Bourke's parrot), 1487 nucleotides long. RefSeq names its product meiotic kinetochore factor (gene MEIKIN). The transcript is spliced from 13 exons. Lineage: Eukaryota; Metazoa; Chordata; Aves; Psittaciformes; Psittacidae. The record is from RefSeq and is a predicted model, not a curated record. Gene Ontology annotation, biological process: male meiosis chromosome segregation; female meiosis chromosome segregation; homologous chromosome segregation. The coding region runs from base 1 to 1284 and encodes 427 amino acids. Gene Ontology annotation, cellular component: kinetochore.
AUGGAGCGGCUCCGCUACGGGAAGGCACGGCGGAAGAAGCGGCACUUGUCCCCGCUGCCGGGGGCGGCCUUGCUGCCGGGCGGAGCCGUCGGCCUGGCCGAUGCCUCCCAGCGGUGCCGGCGGCGCCUCUUCGACAGCGGGAGCCCCCGCGGGCCGAAGCCCGGCUACCUGAAGAGAAAGUCCCGUGUGAAAACCCUCCCCAAAAUUACAGAAAACCUUGAAGUCGCCCAAGUGAGAGAUUUGUGCAACCUAAGCAAUCAAGUGAAUGUCAAAGAAAAAACAGACCUGGAUACAAGAGAAGAGGCAGCUGAAGAAAGCACUGUACCGCUGAAGGAGUCCCUGACAAUCAACAAUGAAAGUAAAGACAGUUUGAAAAAUGAUGACGUGACUUCAAGUACAGGAAUGACUCUUCCCACAGGCGUUACAACCUGUUUCCUAGAGUGUUUAGAUGUAGAUUCAACUGUAGAUUAUAACGCAGGUGCUAGUGACAACCUGAACAGUUGCCCGUCCCCUGAAAUAUUCAGAGACGAUGAUUCAGAAAGAAGUCAUUUUCACACUGAGGACUUCAGCAAGUACAAGAACUCCACUCUCCUGGACUGCAGCAAAGCAGUGGCCAUAGAUAAGAUGCCACAGAUCACACAUCUGUCAGCAAUAUUAGAACCUGUACUGGAGGAUUUUCAAGGCCAGGGCACUAGAAGAAAGAGACCACCAAAUUUCCAAUAUAGCUCUUCAGCACUGAGUGUUUCAACUACUCUGGCAGGGAAAAAAGUCUGUAGAAUUACAGCUGCAAGAGAGAGAACUCCGGUCCUAAAAACUGGUAUGCACCAUCCUCCACCGUUAGGACCAGAAAGAAAGCCUGACACUCAAACUGCUAAACCCAAAAGGCUGAAGUGUAAGAAACAAGAGAAAACUACAGUCGAAGAAGCUGCAUCAUUGUUCACUCAGGUUGAUGUGCCAGCAAACACGUCAGCCAGAUCAGCGGGGCUGACUGCAGAAGAGCUGCCAGCCAAACAGGCAGAUGCUGUGGUGCAAAGGAGUUCCAGGAGAUUGCUGAACAAAGAGGAAAAUAAAGCCUUAAGGAAUCAUGGUCGUGCUCAGCCUGCAGAGCUAGAUCCUCCGUGUGCCAGACAAGAAAUCUGCUCCAUUGUUAGAACUUCACCAUGCCAGAGGCCUCCCAGGCUUUUCCAAAUCCCAGUUAGCUCAAAACCAUUUUCCCUUCCCGAAGGAGUGCCUGAAGAUGUUAUUACGAGUACCAAAAACUGGAUCUACUGUAAACGCAGAUGAGGCUUCUGGGUUUCAGCAGGAUUCAAUAGAAGAAAACACUGUCUGCUGCUGUGGAAAGAGGUGAAACAGAACUACAAAUCAGUAAUUAAUGGCCCUAUUUUCUUGGCCAUAUACAUUGUUUGAAUUUAGUAGAAUGCUUUGCAGUAAGCUUGUAAAUACCUGACUCAGUCACUUCACAUUAAAUUAUUUUGUACAAGCAACUA